UUUUCAAAUCAUAUAAUCUAAAAUAUGCUUCUGCUGCAGGUCAUGGGAUAACAGCAGUAAAGGAAAAAGCGGGAACUACCCUAGGAAUUCAUAACGCAAGUUCAGCUUCUUCGGAAACAGCAGAGCCUCCUGUGGCUGAAACACCAAUUCUGCAAGCAGAAGAUUCUCUGGACCAAAGCUCUUCUGAGAAUAUUCCUUCUUCUCCUUUAUCUGGAUCUCGUGGCAUGUUGUCAGCUAUCACUAAUGCUGUACAAAACACAGGGAAAAGUGUACUAUCUGGAGGCUUAGAUGCUUUGGAAUUUAUUGGGAAGACAACCAUGAAUGUCCUUGCAGAAAGCGAUCCUGGAUUUAAGAGAACCAAAACACUGAUGGCAAGAACAGUUUCUCUGUCUCAGCUGUUGCGAGAAGCUAAAGAGAAAGAGAAACAGAGGCAGGCCCAGCAAGUUACGGUUGAAAGAACAGCCCAUUAUGAACUACUUUUUGAUGAGUUCCAGGGUUUGUCUCACCUCGAAGCCCUGGAAAUCCUGUCAAAUGAAAGUGAAGCCCAGAUUCAGUCAUAUUUAGCAACACUUGAUGGAGAGCAAUUGGAGGCUGUGAAAAAUUAUUUAAUUGCUGUAAAGGAGAUUUUUGUUCCAAAGGAAUCAGAUGAUGAAGUGGUACAGGCACAGAAAGCAGAUAUGGGAGAAGAGUUUGUCAGCAUGCUCACUGAACUGCUGUUUGAAUUGCAUGUCGCUGCUACUCCUGACAAACUUAAUAAGGCUAGGAAAAAAGCUUAUGAAUGGCUGGAAGAAGCCAAUUUUUCCACCCCAGUAGGCAUAGAAGAGAAGCUAAAAGAAAAAUCCAAAGAACCUGGUGAAGAAAAGACUGAAAAAGAAGAGAAAUUUGACAGUGAUAAAACAGAAGUACAUAAAAACAAAACUGCAGAGGAAAUCUACAUGCUAUCCAUUGAAAGUCUGGCUGAGAUAACUGCUCGUUGUAUUGAACAGCUUCAUAAAGUAGCAGAAUUAAUUCUACAUGGGCAGGAAGUAGAAAAAACAGCUCAAGAUCUAGCAAAAGUACUGACAAAUUUAACAAGUGCCAUGUGCAAUGAAGUUUCGUGUCUAUCAAAGAAGUUUUCUGAUUCUUUAACAGCAGCUGGGAGCAGUAUGAAGGCAGAGGUUCUUAACCCCAUCAUCAACAGCGUGCUAUUAGAGGGUUGCAACAGUACUACUUACAUUCAGGAUGCUUUCCAGCUAUUGCUUCCAGUUCUGCAGAUUUCAUAUAUCCAGACCAGUGGUUUGAAAGCACAGGAGUGA
This is a messenger RNA of Mesitornis unicolor (brown roatelo), 1295 nucleotides long. It is a transcript of the gene FAM114A1, whose product is annotated as family with sequence similarity 114, member A1. The record is from RefSeq and is a predicted model, not a curated record. NCBI's taxonomy places the organism in Eukaryota, Metazoa, Chordata, Aves, Mesitornithiformes, Mesitornithidae. The annotation marks the transcript as partial. The transcript has 11 exons.